AUGGCGGAUUGUGGUGUUAGUGAAAUGAUAUUUCGUGUGCCUGUUGUUGUUGUUAUGGGUGCCACAGGAGCUGGAAAAUCAAAAUUAGCGAUCGACAUUGCGAAGAAAUUCGGGGGAGAGGUUAUAAGCGCCGAUUCAAUGCAGGUGUACCGAGGGCUGGACAUCAUCACCAACAAGGUGACGGUGGAGGAGGCGCAGGGCGUGCCGCACCACCUGCUGGACUUCCUCGAGCCCACGGAGAGAUUCUCCGUGGUCGACUUCCGCGACGCUGCUCUGCCCAUCAUCGACGACCUGGUGUCGCGGCAGAAGCUGCCCGUGGUGGUGGGCGGCACGCACUACUACAUAGAGUCGCUGCUCUGGAAGGUGCUGGUCACCGGUGGCUCGCCGGACGAAGCCACCAAGAGGCGCCACGCAGACGACGCCGCUUCCGACAGUGAUGGCGAGGACGCGGUGAACGAGGCCAUCCUGAAACGCAGCCGCGGCGCCGGCGACCCGGAGGAGCUGCGUUCUGUGUCCAGCGAGGAGCUGCAUCGCCGCCUCCAGCUGGUUGACCCCGAAAUGGCGGCCAGCCUGCACCCCAACAACCGCCGCCGCAUCAUCAGGUGA
Messenger RNA from Schistocerca nitens (vagrant locust), 606 nucleotides. Its product is annotated as tRNA dimethylallyltransferase-like. The record is from RefSeq and is a predicted model, not a curated record. Gene Ontology annotation, cellular component: mitochondrion. Gene Ontology annotation, molecular function: tRNA dimethylallyltransferase activity. Bases 1 to 606 code for a protein of 201 amino acids. The transcript has 4 exons. Lineage: Eukaryota; Metazoa; Arthropoda; Insecta; Orthoptera; Acrididae. Gene Ontology annotation, biological process: tRNA modification.